AUGGAUAGUGACAACAGUGACGACGAAUAUGGUCCAGUAGUGGCAGCAUGGGGAGACCAAGCACAACAUGUCAACACGCCGAAUGACACCAAUGCUGCACCUGCCGGCUGGGACACGUUACUUGACCCUUCAUUCAAGAUCAAGACCAAUGGUAUUGGCAGUGGCGAUCUGCAUCGUAAAGGGCGCAACUAUAAACCUGUCAAUGAAGACGAGAUUCUACGUCAACGACUCAAGUUACCUUCUACCCAACCAAGCAAUAAGAAAAAGAGACCACCAAAAGCACCAUCCAAACCAUCAUCUUAUCAUAACUUCAAUGCCAAAGAACAACAUAAACGUUCAAUUCAAUCAACAACACCAUCCACAUCAUCCAUGAAGCGUUCUCAACCACAUCAACAACCUCCUCCUCCUCCACCACCAACAACAACCCGACCACCUCCUAAAGUGAAUAAUGCUUGGACACAACAAUCCUUGGUAUCCGAACCAUUUUGGGAACAUCCUCCACCAUCCUCGGGUCAACAGAACAACAAACAGCAACAGCAACAACAACAACAAAGGACUACUACUCAAUCACCAUCUUAUGCUACUCGUACUCCUUCUCAUCCUCAUCCUCCUGCUACUACUACUACUACUACGACUACUGCUUCUGAAUAUGAACCUUAUGGAGGAAUGGCAACAUCUUUGAAACCUGAUCCACGACCUCAAAGACCGGCAUCGAUGCGACCUCCACCUGGCUUAUUCCGUAAUGCCAUUCAUCAACUUGGAGAUCAUAUCAGUUCACCCAACCACAACAAGAGACCUCCUGGUCUUUCUCCAAUACCCGUGAAUCCCAAUUUGCAACAUCAUCCUUUCAAACCGGCAUCUGCUGCUACUGCUGCUCCAAAGCAACAAAUUAAUCCUGUCGUCAUUCGUAUCAACAUUGAACUUGAAUCUGGCAACACCGUCCAAGUCCCUGUACGCUUAUAUGAUGACCCAUUAGCCUUGGCCAAUGAAUUCAGCCGUUCUCAUAAUGUCACUUCGCCUCAAGUCGUCAUGCAUUUACAAAAGCUCUUCAAGGAUCAGCAACAACUCGCUAUCCGAAAACGUCAUCCCACCAUGUAA
Molecule: messenger RNA, 1098 nt
Organism: Lichtheimia ornata
Lineage: Eukaryota; Fungi; Mucoromycota; Mucoromycetes; Mucorales; Lichtheimiaceae
Exons: 3
Coding region: 1-1098 (365 amino acids)
Source: RefSeq, a predicted model, not a curated record